AUGACGUCGCCAGAUGUCUCUCGAAAGAGACCAGCGCCAGGCGCCUCUCCCAUUGCCCGUCAACACAUAGGCCCCGCGGACCUCCAACUAUCCAACGACCAGUUCGUACAAUGGGCGCAGUCCAGCCCCACUCAUUCAGACCCCCCUGCUGGUCUCGGCGGAUCCCAGCAAUACCCCUCCGCCGUGCCGAAGACAGUCGAUGUCGACUCCUUGCAGGCGUCAAACCAACUCACGCGGCGGCCAGGGAACCAGCUAGUUAGUCGAGCGCAAUUACAUGACCAGAAUGCGAUUUCAUUGAUGGACCCAACCAGACCAAGAACAGAUAGCAGAGGAGAUCCUGACACGGAGACAGAAGCAGAGCUGGCCCAACGAGCGCUCCUGGCCAAAAAGGACGCGCAGGCGAAGAGGAAACAAAUUCCGCCAUUUGUACAGAAGCUGAGCAGCGAACGUAAAAAUAAGAGUCCCAGCGAAUAUUCGAAUCCUUAUUUCAGGCGUGGUCACCCUGAUCUCCUUUGGCUCAUACAGAAGCCUAAGAAUGUAUCUGCCCAUGGCCGAGGGUCUGCCAAAGGUGGACAACGUGCGAAGAACGACGGUGAGGGAGAUGACGGAGAUAAUGAGGACUUUGGAGACGAAGGAGGUGGUGCCCAACAUGAGCGGUCAAGGUUUCGUGGACAACUCUCUAUCGGUGCUGGAGAGGGCAUACUGGCAAAUGAACAAUUAGCCAAUGUAUAUCGUGAGCUUCAGAAUAUUCGUCAACAGCAGCAAAUAAUAUCCUCGACUAUCGGCAAAUUGCGACGAGAGCACGAACAGCUCUAUGGACAGGCAGCCACAUUCCAGGAACAGCACACCCGCCACGAAAAUUCUAUCAACGCCAUACUCACAUUCCUGGCCACGGUGUACAACCGAAGUUUACAGGGUCAUGAAGGAAUCCAGGGAAUUGUUAACUCUUUUGCUGGAGCCAUACCCCAAGACACUACUCAGCGGAACAUUGUCGACAUGAACGAUUAUAUCGGAGGUAUAAAUGUAGAUCCUUCAGGUCAGCGGCCUUUUAAGAAACAGCAAUUGCUGCUGAAGGCGCCUCCAGUUAGUGACCGAGAUGUACAGCCGUUGCAAGGCAACGCAAUAAGUCCGUCCUCGACUGCCAGUCCUUACGAUACAUCUCUAGGUCACAGACGACUAUCCGAGCACAAGAACAGCACGGCGUCUGGGAACAUCGAAGAGCUGUUUGGCAGUCCACACAAUUCAGCUUCCCAGGCACCAAUCCCAAACCGACAAGAGCAGCAGCUCCCUGUACAGCACCAGCGAACGCCAUCGUCCCAAUCUGCUCAGCAAGGUCAAUCCGCGCCUAACUUACCCGAGAGAGACAUCAUGUCUGCUAUCCAGAACUCGAACGCGAGGAAUAAUCCAUCGUCCAACUUAUCUGAUUUUCCCAGAAUGCUCUCCUCGUUUGAAACGUCCGGUGGAAAUUCUCCCCUUACUGCGUCACAGCGAGCUGAUAUGCUGCGCCUGAUUGCCAACCAAAACCAUGCCGCCGAUCCAACUACUACAGCGUCACCGAACAAUGCACUCAUCACACCAACUCCGCCACCGAUGCCAGCAGGCUACCCUACCCGCCUUGCCAGCACGCGAGCGGAAAUCGACAACCUCGUGAAAAUGCAGGCAGAGCAAGACCGCUCCGUUCAGAAUCUCACGAGCCUUUUACAGCCUUUGAGCCCUAACGGAUCAAUCCCAGGCCUUGAUGAAAACAGCCUGAAUUCCGGGGUGCCACCUCCGCCCCUGGACCUGGAUCAGAUUUUUAACAGUGACUAUUUCUCCGACUUCCCGGGCAUGGAUAAAAAUGGCGGCCUAUCUGGGCUCAACGACGAUCUUCAAACCGGCGAAGGAAAGGAGUCUGAUAGCAACGCCACAAACCAUACCACCACUGUCAAUGAUACUCACGCUAGCGAUCUAUUCGAUUUCGACGGGCUCCCGUUGGUCACGACCGGCGAUGUAUUCCGUACCUCCAAUGCGCCUGUUCAUACACUGCCGGUGUCAGGAGCGCCUGGAUACUUUGAUGGGUAUAUCGGUAUCAACCACGGCAGUAGCGGUAGUGAGAAUCUUGACACUUCAGGGCUGGGUGAUGGAUCCGGCACGCUUAAUUUCGGUGGUGCAAGAAGCGGCGGAUCUGAUGGGUCUCGCAUCACUGAGGCGUUUUCGAGCAGUGAGACAACUAGUCCUGGAGCAGUGAGUGUCGAUGAGAGCUUGCAAGGGCUCGAGGGGACGAGUAGUGCUAAUGCUAGAGCAAACGUAUCUUCUUCAAACAAGAGACGGAAGAAAAGUAAGUAGUGUUGUUCUGCACCGACGGCGGCGCACCAAAAUUCGGUGAAAGGGUGAAAAAUCGUGUUGAUUGAUUUUUACCCAUGGGGAGAAGACAAAAGAUAUAGCUACCAAUCUUAGCUUGUUUUCCUUCGUCCUGGUGUGGCGAUGGUCCUUGGGAUUUGGUCUGGUAAUUUAAUCCCUUUUCUAUCUGAUAACUUUCCAUUUCCCCUUUGUUAGUUUUGAUAUUUUUAUUUUAUUUUAUUUUACUCUUUUUGGUUUCUGGUGUUUCCUCUUGGGGCUAGAGAAACAGAGAGUCACGAAUGGGCGUUUGAACAAAAGGGAAUCUCUCUUUUUCUGUGUGCUUCAUUUUCUACUUACUUCCUUUCGUCGGAGGCUCUCAAAGGGCAAUACAAAAAAUAUUGGGCAUUUUGCUUCGAGGGUUCGGGUGUAUUUCAAAUGGGUUGGCAUCAUGAUUGCUCAUGUUUAUCCGUGUGUGCAUAUGUGUGUAUGUAUCAAUUUAAUCCCAAUCGUAGCCUAUUAUUUACAC
Molecule: messenger RNA, 2845 nt
Organism: Histoplasma capsulatum G186AR
Lineage: Eukaryota; Fungi; Ascomycota; Eurotiomycetes; Onygenales; Ajellomycetaceae
Product: heat shock transcription factor
Exons: 2
Coding region: 1-2325 (774 amino acids)
Source: RefSeq, a predicted model, not a curated record